ACACGUAAAUUUGCAAAAGGUCGAGUUCAAGUUGCAUUAUCUUAUCGUAUUUGAAGGUUCCAGUGCAGUUAUUACCUGGCCAUUCUUUCUGUUGGACCUUCUCGAACAAUACACAAUGUGGACCUCAUUAAUGGUUUUGCCUCUUGUCUUUACCCAGAUUUAUGGCCAAGGAUUUCAGUUAUUCUUUGGAACCACAGCAUCUCCAUCUAAUUGUGCAGACAAAAUGGACAAUUGUUUAGCUUUUGGUAAAGACGCAUGUGGUGGAAAAUAUGAGGCGUUUGCUCGAGAGAAUUGUGCUAGAUAUUGUGGGUAUUGUCAAGGUGAACCAACUCCAGCCCCAGCAUGUGAAAACAAAAAAAGUGACUGCGAGAAAUACCCCAAAUCUACAUGUUCUGACCAGCGCUACAAAACGUGGGCCAAUGAGAACUGUUUCUACUACUGCCGACUUUGUACACCCGAGCAGUUAAGAAUAAAAGACAGCCAGCUCACUACUGUUCCUCCAGCGCGUUGUUUGGAUAAGAAAAAUGACUGUAAAAUGUAUGGUAAAACAUCUUGUACAGGAAAUUAUGCAUCAUGGGCAAAGGAAAACUGUAUGCUUUAUUGUGGAUUCUGUCAUGGUAACCCAACACCAGCGCCGCCAUGUAGAGAUUUAGCUAGUAAUUGUCAGCAAUACGAAAAAAGUACUUGUACUGAUUCGAAAUAUAGAGGUUGGGCAGAGACUAAUUGUAACAAACAUUGUGGUUUCUGUUCUGAUGGCAGUAGUAGCGGUAACCAACCACAACCAAAUCUAAAUCCAGUUCCAACACUAUUCGCCCCACAAGUUCCAGGUUCAGGUACCUUGGCGCCACCACUACCCGGCAGAUAAUUGCAAACUACAUUGUGAUGAACAAAAUCAUUAAACGCAAUAUUUUAUCCA
This is a messenger RNA of Mytilus trossulus (common blue mussel), 916 nucleotides long. RefSeq lists its product as uncharacterized. The coding region runs from base 116 to 865 and encodes 249 amino acids. The transcript has 8 exons. Lineage: Eukaryota; Metazoa; Mollusca; Bivalvia; Mytilida; Mytilidae. The record is from RefSeq and is a predicted model, not a curated record.